AAGCAAGCAACACGGACAGCUGUUUUUCAAAUUUUCAAUACACAAAACAAAAACAAUGUAAAAGUUGUCAAUUUUUUAACUUUAAAUGCAAAUAUCUUUAAAACUAUAAGUCAGCGGCAAUUAUAUAUAUAUAUUUUCGUGAUCUGGAGAACGUCACCUUUCCAGUGGUAGCCAUUUUAUUCCCGAAAUCCGGGAAUGCUAUUCUAAAUCCCAGCCCCAAAAAAUCCUGAGGUAGAUGAUAAUUCUUUUACGAAUGGCUAUGAGGAAGCGACGCUCCGAAUGGACACUCCAGGAUGAGACUGAGCUGCUGGAGAAUUGGGAGUCGCGUUCCAACGACCUCCGAAAAGCCAAAAGGAAUGCACAUAUAUAUCAAGAAAUUUCAAUGGAAAUGGGAAGAAGAUACACUGCGGAGGAGAUUCACUGCAAAGUGAAAAAUUUAACAAAAAAAUACAGAGAGGAGAAAAGUAAAAUUGACCCAUUUGGCGGAAGUCCCUCUGUAUGGAAACAUUACCAGGCAGUACACCGCAUCAUGGGGACCACUGCCGUCAAUUCGGCAUUGUAUAUGAAAACUGAUUCUUUGAUGUCUAUUAGGAAGCAACGCUCCGAAUGGACACUCCCGGACGAGAUUGAGCUGCUGGAGAAGUGGGAGGCGCGUUCCCACGACCUCCGAAAAGCCAAAAGGAAUGCGCAUAUAUAUCGAGAAAUUGCAAUGGAAAUGGGAAGAAGAUACACAGCGGAGGAGGUUCACUGCAAAGUGAAAAAUUUAACAAAGAAAUACAGAGAGGAAAAAAGUAAAAUUGACCCAUCUGGCGGUAGUCCCUCUGUAUGGAAACAUUAUCAGGCAGUACAGCGUAUCAUAGGGUCCACUGCCGUCAAUUCGGCAUUGUAUGUUAAGACUGAUUCUUUGUAUUCACCAACAUCUUCGAUGCCAUCGCCGUCCUCUCCGUUUCCCUCUCCUCAGCUGCCAUCGCCAUCACCUCCGCUGCCAUCACCGUCAUCAUCAUCAGCAUCAAUGCAGUCACCAACUGCAAGAAAGCGGAAUUAUAAUGGUGAGAUGGUAAAGUUAAUAAAGCAGCAAACACAAAUACUAAAAACAAUUGCGGAAGAAUCAAAACUUGUCAAUCAGGAGAUGAUAGGGGCGAUUCUGGAGCAGAACCGAAUAACGGAAAAGUUGUCGACAUUAAUGGAAAAGAUAUCAGAAAAACUUGGAUUUUAAAUGAUAAGGAAAUGUUAUAAAUGUAAGUCAGUAUUAUAGGGCAUCUAUACUCACGAAAACUCAAUUUGCAUUUCUAACAGCCGAUGGUGAUCCAUCAUUGUCCCCAGCUCUUGUAGUGUGACGUAUUCGAUUUUCUGCAGUUUUUCUGCUGCAACUUGGAUCCACGAAGAAGGAAUUUCAUCAUUUUCCAUUUUUAAAAAAUUGUGCGAAAUACACCACGCAUGUACAAUAACGUUGACAUUUUUUGGAGCUACUAGUAAACCUCUGCCAAUUUUUCGAAAUCGGGCUUUAAGUUGGCCGAAAGCAUUUUCUAUAACUCUGCGACAUUUAGGAAUGAUAAUUGAAUGCUUUCUCUAAAAUUUUUUUAUUUGGUGUAUAUGGAAAUGGUUUCUUCAAUGAUUCUGCUGCUCUGAGAAAAAAUUUCGACGCUUUAUAUUUCUUUAGUGAACUAUUUUCACAAAUGUAGGAAUCAUUAUUCCUACCAGUCGAACCAACAUGUACACAUAUUUUUUUUUAAACGGCAACAAGUUAUCGAAUGAAAUGGACUACAUUUGGCCUAAAUCUGAUUUUCUAAACACAAAAUAACCCAAAAAAACAAAAUUAUGGUGCGUUAUGACACCAUAUACGGUAUAAGUGGAACUAUAGAAAAUAAAUAACUUCAUUUAUAGUAUUAGUACGUCUGUACAGGUUUAUGUUAUUUGUAUUAACUCAAAUCAACGUAACAUCUUAUCAUGUAUGAAUUUACUUACAAUUUAUACCUCGUUAUACUGAGUAGAAUUUGGUACAUUUAACAACAUUAAAUGAAUCAUAUUUAGCACAUUAA
Molecule: messenger RNA, 2039 nt
Organism: Bactrocera dorsalis (oriental fruit fly)
Lineage: Eukaryota; Metazoa; Arthropoda; Insecta; Diptera; Tephritidae
Exons: 7
Coding region: 236-1216 (326 amino acids)
Biological process (GO): positive regulation of DNA-templated transcription
Cellular component (GO): nuclear body
Source: RefSeq, a predicted model, not a curated record